This is a messenger RNA of Coffea eugenioides, 813 nucleotides long. RefSeq names its product vesicle-associated protein 1-4-like. NCBI's taxonomy places the organism in Eukaryota, Viridiplantae, Streptophyta, Magnoliopsida, Gentianales, Rubiaceae. Gene Ontology annotation, biological process: endoplasmic reticulum membrane organization. Bases 1 to 813 code for a protein of 270 amino acids. The transcript is spliced from 11 exons. Gene Ontology annotation, cellular component: plasma membrane; endoplasmic reticulum membrane. The record is from RefSeq and is a predicted model, not a curated record.
AUGGAGGUUGUUGAAGCAUCUACUCGUAGUCUUGACAAUUCCUCUGAGUGCAGUCUUUUAUUGGUUGUCUGGUCAGUUGAGCCAAAGAAGCAGAUAUCUUGCUGUCUUCACUUGUCUAAUUUGAUGAAUGGCCCCGUUGUUUUCAAGGUUUUAACGACCAAUAAGACUGUCUAUGUUGUCCGCCCAAACACUGGAAUUAUUUUGCCAGGGACAACAUGCGUUACAAGGCAAGCUCAGAAUAAGCCCUGCACAGCCAAGCAAUGCGAGGACAAAUUUAAGAUUCAAAGCGUCCUUGUCAGCGCAUGUGCAGACUUAAACCACAUCACCAAGAAUGUGUUUGAUAAGGAGGAAGGGUUUUCUAUUGAAGAAUACAAAUUGCCAGUUGUUUACCUGUCCACAGCUCUACCACUUUCGCCGGAGUCUGAGCAAGCCAACACAUUGCUAACAGAUGGCACACAUUUGAAUUCUUCUCAGGGUAAAAAGAUGAGCACAAUGGAGAUGCCUGAUGUCAUCAAAUUUCCUUUUGAGGCGAAUAAGCAGAUUUCCAGUUCUCUCCAAUUUUCAAAUACGACUGCAAAUUAUGUUGCUUUCAAGGUCAUGACCACAAACCCGAAGAACUACAGUGCUCGACCAAUCCGAGGUGUUAUGGUUCCUCAAUCUACAUUUAGUAUCACAGUGACAAUGCAAGCUCAGAAAGCUCCUCCGAAUGCACCAAGCAAGGACAAGUUUCUCAUUCGAAGUGCAGUUGUUAGUCCCAGUACCACGGAAAAAGACAUCAACUGGGACCUGAUGAUAACCAUGGAAAUGUGGUGA